This is a messenger RNA of Amblyraja radiata (thorny skate), 3016 nucleotides long. RefSeq names its product poly(A)-specific ribonuclease (deadenylation nuclease) (gene parn). Bases 133 to 2184 code for a protein of 683 amino acids. The record is from RefSeq and is a predicted model, not a curated record. Gene Ontology annotation, biological process: nuclear-transcribed mRNA poly(A) tail shortening; siRNA 3'-end processing; priRNA 3'-end processing. Gene Ontology annotation, cellular component: nucleus; cytoplasm. Lineage: Eukaryota; Metazoa; Chordata; Chondrichthyes; Rajiformes; Rajidae. The transcript has 26 exons. Gene Ontology annotation, molecular function: poly(A)-specific ribonuclease activity; metal ion binding; RNA binding.
GACGACGAUGCCGGUUCUGGUUCUGGUUGAUUUCUGCGCAAACAACUCAUAAGUGGUGAUCUCGCGCAGGGUUAAAGGGCAGGAGGUGGAAGGUGAUCGCCGCUGUUCCUGUGUCUGGGCUUUUCCGCGGCCAUGGAGAUCACCAGACAGAAUUUUAAAGAGCAUCUAAGUCUAAUCUAUGAAGCAAUUGAAGAAGCAGAUUUUCUGGCAAUUGAUGGAGAAUUUUCAGGAAUAAGUGAUGGACCUUCAGUGAGCACUCUAACAAAUGGCUUGGACACACCAGAAGAAAGAUAUCAAAAGCUGAAAAAGCAUUCCAUGGACUUCCUGCUGUUUCAGUUUGGACUUUGCACAUUUACAUAUGACUCUGCAGAGAAUAGGCACAUAAUGAAAACAUUUAACUUCUACGUGUUUCCAAAGCCGCUGUCUAGAAAUUCACCUGAUGUCAAGUUUGUUUGCCAGAGUUCGAGUAUUGAUUUUCUAGCAAAUCAAGGAUUUGACUUCAAUAAAGUCUUCCGAGAUGGGAUCCCAUACCUAAACCGUGACGAGGAAAGACAGCUUCGGGAUCAGUUAGAAGAAAAGCACCAACAGUCUAACGGCACAGGAACGCCAUCUUUCAUCUCGCCAAACUCUGCCAAAGGGCCAGUUGUCAUACCUGAAGAACAUCGAAGUUUUAUCGAGAAAAUUGUGGAAAAAGUUGAAGACUUGCUGAAAAAUGACAAAGGUAGUAUAGAGUUGGAUCCAUGUACUGGGUUCCAGAGAAAGCUCAUUUAUCAGACUUUGAACUGGAAGUUUCCUAAAGGAACUCAUGUUGAAACCUUGGAGAAUGAAAAGAAAGAGAGAUACAUUGUGGUCAGUAAGCUGGAUGAUGAUGAACGAAGAAAGAGAGAAGAACAAAAGCGAGCAAAAGAACAGGAAGAAAUGAAUGAUGCUGUCGGAUUUUCCAAAGUAAUAUAUGCCAUUUCUAAAUCGGGUAAACUGGUUGUGGGGCACAACAUGUUACUGGAUGUCAUGCAUACAAUUCACCAGUUCUUCUGCCCGCUACCGGAUGAAUUGAAUGAAUUUAAAGAAGUAACAACAAGUGUAUUUCCCAGGCUUCUCGAUACAAAACUUAUGGCAAGCACACAUCCUUUUAAGGAACUGAUAAUGAAUACACCUCUUGCAGAGUUGGAAAAGCGGUUAAAAGAUGCACCCUUCAGACCUCCCCAAGUUGAAAGUGCAGAAGGAUUUCCAAGCUAUAACACUGCCACCGAACAACUCCAUGAAGCAGGUUACGAUGCAUAUAUAACUGGCCUGUGUUUCAUCUCCAUGUCUAAUCAUUUAGGUUCAUUUCUCAGCCCUCCUAAAGUUUUUGUUCCUGCAAAAUCUAAAUUGGUUGAACCUUUUAUUAACAAACUGUUUCUAAUGAGAGUGAUCGACAUUCCCUACCUAAACCUCAGUGGACCAGAUUUGCAACCUAAGAGGGACCAUGUUCUACAUGUUCGUUUUCCCAAGGAGUGGAAGACCAGUGAUCUCUACCAACUUUUCAGUGCCUUUGGUAACAUCCAGGUGUCUUGGAUAGAUGAUACUUCAGCAUUUGUAGCUCUGAGCCAACGGGAGCAGGUACAGAUCGCUGUAAACACCAGCAGGUAUGCAGAGAGCUACCGGAUCCAGACAUAUGCAGAGUAUGUUGAGAAGAAGCAAGAGGACAAGCACACCAAGCGGAAGUGGACAGAGGAGAGCUGGCGGGAAGUGGAAAGGAAGAGACUAAAAACCCAGUAUGCUCCUCAGCCAUAUCUUAGCCAGAUGUUUGAUUUCAACAGUCAUUCGCAACUGAAACAAAAAGUGCUGGAAACGUUCCAAGUGAAAGACGCUUCAUUAGAACUGGGAGCAAAUCCAAUGGCGAGCAAACGAAGUAUGAGCCCCAUUGAGGAAGAGACGGUGUCUGAGGAGAUGGAGGCGAAUGCAAUCGCAAAUAAAGAUGCCGAGAUUGAUAAUUCAGGUAGUGCCUGGAUAGAUUCUUCAAUAACUGAAGCCAGAAAAGUCAAGAAACCAUGGCAGAAAAAGGAAGAACAGCAAGGAAAGACUGGUAAGGGAUCUCCUGACAUGGCCAAUUUGACGAGAGCCAUGGCAGUCUUUUUAAGACUGUCACUUGCGGCAGUGUCUCUCCUUUUGACAAGUGUGGCUGUUGGCGUAUACUUCAGUUAAGGCAGCAGUAUAAAUGUCCACACAUUAUUUGAAGUCCCAGACACAUGGUGACACAUGAAGCACAUGGAUUUACAAAGUGGUAUCUUCCCGAGAAUGCAAUGAUGUCAAAUUUGCAAGCCAUAUUGAACCAUGAGCUUCAAUCUUCAUGUGGUACAAGACAACUUUAAAAAAGUGUUUGUAAAAAAAAUGUUUUAAUUGUAUGAAUAUUACCCAACGUUAAAUAUUUUAGUUUUUUUUGCUUUUUGUUUGUUUGAUAAACAGAUGGGGUUUGAUUGCAUCUUGACCAUUCUCUCGUAGUCUCAUUAGCUUAAUGACCUGCAUUUCAAGCCAGUCCUGUACUUCUGAUGACUUAGAAUAGCAACCAACAUUGGAAGUUGCCUUGUGCCAACCACUUGGGAUGUUCGUUUCAAAAAUAAUGUAAUCAUUGUCCAGUGGUGUAACUUUUUUUUUUAAUAUACCUGUCCAUUGGUUGUAUUGUCAGUAAAUCCGAUGACUUAUCAAUAACGUGUCCUGACUACCAUAAAUCGGGUUUUGUUUUGUUUUUUUACAUAAAAGGAUACUCGGAACAUUCUCAUCAUCCUUGCAUUGAAGAUGGUGACCAUGUUAAGUCGAUCCUUUUAUCCAUGUUAACUGGUGUGGACUGCACGGAACCUUCAACCUUGUAUGUCAGAAUCUGCACACCAGACCCAUUUACGUAUAUGUGUGUAUGUGCAAGAUAAUUGUUUUCUUUCAAGGCCAGCUGUGAGUUUUGUAUCAUAUUUAAAGUUUUUUGUAUCAUGAAGAAAAUUAAAAUUUCAUGAAGGAAGAUUAAAUAAAUUUUCUUACUACAAAA